Molecule: messenger RNA, 4780 nt
Organism: Branchiostoma belcheri (Belcher's lancelet)
Lineage: Eukaryota; Metazoa; Chordata; Leptocardii; Amphioxiformes; Branchiostomatidae
Product: cadherin-like and PC-esterase domain-containing protein 1
Exons: 26
Coding region: 708-4178 (1156 amino acids)
Biological process (GO): protein modification process
Source: RefSeq, a predicted model, not a curated record
CUGUCACUUCCGGGUAGCGGUGUCGGAAAAACAAACAUGAAGCAGAAACUCAGGACAGUUGAGAAGCGGGAAGCCACACGGUACAAACACCACACUCCCGCGGCCUUCCAGCACGUGGAUCGCGUCGAGAUCUUCGCGCGGCAUCCUAAGAACAACCUAUAAACUAACUUGCAAGACAUCAGCUUACACAGAAGACCUUCUUUAUACCAAAAUCGAGCGAGGAUUUUCAGAACAACACAAUUUUCGUCUGCUAGGAGGCCAUUUUUCACCAGGAUUCAAAGUGAUCUCCGGGUUGACCGAGGAGGAGAGCCGCUGCCGGAGGUUUCCCUGACGACCCUGGCGGAAGUCAAGAAACAGCACCGCAUACCUGGCAUGCCUGGACCUACCUAUCGCAUCCCGUAGCCUUGCCCCUCCCACUAACAACACACCUCCCCAUGCGCACCAAUAGUGUGGAUGUAAUGAGAGUGAGUGGAGAAAGCCCCAGGCCUCCAGGUUCAGUCAUGUGUGCUGGAGUGUGGAGAGGGAGCCUGCCUGCAGUAUGGGGAUGCUGAAACUGUAUCUGCAGCAAGAGGAAACAAACCCCUUCCCAAACAGGACCGGGCGUAACGCCUGGCCUGGUUCAGUACAGUGUAUCUCCGUGUAAAUCACCUGAGCCGUUGAGAGCUCUGCAGUCGGCAACAUCAGUGGCAGAGCAGCACUGAUGCAGCAUGGCUGGAAGUGCCUGCUGUACAAGACACUGCACCAGGAUGAAGUUCCUAUGCACCCUGCGAUCACCACAGAGAGACCUCUCUCUCCUGGUCCUGGCUGUGACAGUGUUCUCCCUGUAUCUCACCUACACCAUGGAUUCACAAGUUUCCAAAGAGGAGGCAUUGCUACCAAGCAGGAAGGGCCGAAAGGUUGGACUUGGCCUUCAGGGCAACGCGUGGAUCAACUCGGUGCAGAGGAACAUUCUAGAAGGGAUGGAGCAAGAGGGAGCAAAAGUACCGCAAACUCCUGUCUUGUCUGAACUAAGUCCACUCCAGAGAAAACUGGUGGAGCUGGAGAAGAAAACCCUGGAAAGAUUCACCAACCACGACAGGGUCGUGGUCAUCAGAGGUCACCCCAAGGUCAUUGCCAGAGAUCUGUCUUUGUACGAACAAGCAUUCCACAAACAUGGCUUCUACGUCAGGCUGCCUGCAGGUUUCAGGUCCAACAUUACUGGCUUCUCCAACUAUUCCUCCAGUUAUGAAGAUGUACAAUUGUUUGAAGCGACUGUGGAACAGUCCCAGGAUGCCCUGCAGCAGUCCCACCAUGCAUUGCUGGAGGGGGAGAAGGAAGGGUGGAUGGUGCUCUUGUGUAUGACUUUCACAGAUGGAGACUCUGGUGAAGGCAUGUGUCUUCACAAGGCCACAUAUGGGCACCUCAAACCACAUCAGAAGGUGAACAGAAUCCCAGGUGUGAGGACGACUCUGUGGAGGAAGGACGGGUUCUGCCACACCAUGUCAGCAGCCAGGAAGAUCCCAGCCCUGCGGAGAAGCCCCCUGGCGCCCAUGUGCUGGGUCAUGCCCCUGGAGUUUGAGCAGUUCCUGAGCGUGGCUGACGCUGUGGGAGGGGAGGCCAAGUGGGUCUUCAAGUCCAUCAACCCCGGAGGAAACAUCUACAUCCUACAGCCCACCAAGGACAGGGACUAUGCCAGGAUCAAACAAUACAGGACGAGGAAAGCAGUAGUCCAGCAGUACUUCCCCAACCCUCUGCUGAUAUUUGGGAUGCCGGUCAGCAUCCGUGCGUACGUGUUGGUGACCUCUGUCUCUCCCCUCCGUGCCUUCCUGCACUCCGAGGGGCUGGUCAACUACAGACAUGACUACCAGAGGAGCUUUAGAAAGGUCCCCAGCAGAAUCUGGUACUUUGGUCAGCUGCGUCAGUACCUGUCCCAUAACCACGGUGCCGAGGCAGCGGAGGUGGCCUUCAGGAACAUGCAGUCUGUCAUCACACAGACCCUACUGGUGUCCGAGUCAGCUCUGGCCGCACACUUUGGGGGGUACUCCGCUAAUCCUAUGGAGGGACUCUACAAAUGCAAGAACUGUUUUCAGCUCCUGGGGUUUGAUCUCAUUUACAACUCAUCUCUCUACCCAAUGGUGUUAGAGGUCAAUGGGCAGCCUCACAUGCAGGUCUCUCUGAAUGAGUUUGAGAAUGAAACCACUAUAGCACCUCAGGACGAGGGUUGGGCCAGUAACUCCAUCAAGCAGGACGCAGCUGAGGACAUGGUGGGGAUGCUGUUCUCAGAGCAGCUGGUUGCCAUGGAAGUAGCCGACGCCCUGGAGGAACUGGAGCUGAAUGUUGGGAUACUGGGUGUGAACUGCCUGCCCUCCCAUGAGUUCUGCCUGACAGAGGAAGACUUGGAGUACAUCCUGGACACCAGGAGGGAGACGGUCAACAGGGGCAGCUUCAUGCAGCUGUAUCCUUCUCCAGACAGCGAGAAGUAUGCCAUCCUUCUGAAGGACCUGAGCAGGUUUGCUGGUGUGGACAUGUCGGCACCCAAACCUCUACGUGCCGGCAACCAGAAAAUCAAGGACAUCCUGGACAACUCCGUACGCCACAACACUCCCAUCAUGCACAGGCUGGUGUCGGCGCUAGAGCAGGUGUACGCAUCGCGGGAAAUCGAGCGCCACAGGUUCGCCGAGCUGUCACCUGAAGAGGAGGAAGAUGAGGAGGAGGAUGUGGUGGGUCUACAGCACCAGUCCCACAGACUCAUCCACAACGCUUUCCAGGAUGUUCCCCUUGAUGAGAAGUACCAGAGACCGGAGUGUAAUGAUGACAAAGCCACUAUGCCGUACCUGUCUGGGGUCUUCACGGAGCCGAGGCUGGAGUUUUCGCCGUCGUUCAGCCCGCUUGUCGCGGAGUACCACGUGACGGUCCCGUACGACACGCUCCUCAUCAAGGUGUGGGCCUUCGCCACCAGCUGUGACGCUGAGGCCAGGCUGGAGGAGAAGGAUGGACUGGCCAGACCUGCCAACUACAGCCUCGGUCUGGGCGAGAACAGGAUCAACUUCCUGGUGGUGGACCUGACCCACACGGAACCCUGGGUAAUCAACACCUACACCCUCCACGUCUACCGCGAGCGCCACACCGACACGGAGCCCGCCUUUCACCCCCGCGUGCCACACCAGGUGUGCACAAUGACACAGGACUGUGACAUGCGAGUUUUCCCAACAGAGCCAUGUGGGCUCCAGCCAAUCAGAGACCAGACCUGGGAUAAGUACAUGUCCCAGCAUGCAUUGCUGCCACCCUGCCAGAGAGGAGAUGAGCCAGGACGCUGGGUGAUGCCGUGUGCGGAGUGUGGAGACAGGAGCUCGUGCCACUGGAGCAUGGCGGAGUGGCACCCCGGGCAGUGCAGACACGAGGUCAUGAGCAGGGACAAGCUGCAGCAGUGUCUUACAGGGAAGAAGGUACUGUUCAUCGGAGACUCUACCAACAGAGGCAUGAUGUACUACCUGAUGGAGCAGGUGAACGGAACUCUGACGGAGUGGGACAAAACUCACAACAUCAAGGUCUACGACAACCUGAACAACAACAGGACCUCCGUCAGCUUCGCCUACUACCCGCAGUUCUGGCUGCAGGCCAAUCACAGGCCGGUGUUUGACAAGGCGCUGUACCAGCUGAUGAGAAGGUCGUUGCCCCUGACUAACAGUUCUGACACCAUCCUGGUGGUGGGCGGGGUACACUGGCUGGCCACGCAUCAUCUCAACGUGGUCAAACACUCACUGGAGAAGGAGGGUCUGACAGGUGUGAGGGUCAUCAUGAAGAGUCUGGGGUCGGGCUUCCACCUUCCUGUGGACGGCAUCCACUGUCUCUCACAGCAAGAGCAACACAAGCUACUGAUGCACAACGCAGGCCUGAGCGACUUUGCAAGGCAGCUGGGGUUUGAUGUGGUGGAAACCUUCAACGUCACUUUGCCAAGAUACAAGGACUUCCUACAAGGAAAAUGUGCCUGCCACUUUCACAAGGUCAGACAGGUAAGAGGAGAGCACACAGCAACAAACAUCACAAAAAGGGAGACCCUCCCCCCUCACAGACAGUAUACCGACCCGGGUGGUGAGGAGGAGGAUAUGUACGGACCAGUCCAUUACCAUGUGGAGGGGGACAUCAAUGCCCUGUAUUCAGAGAUACUCCUUAACAGAAUAUGCGAGCCUCCCAGAUGAUAGAGUUACGGGUGAGAAAUAAAGGUAUUAUGUAUGGCAGGAUCAUGGGAAAAGCUUCUGAAACUAUUGGAAGUUUUGUCCAUGUGUGGUCGGUGCAUAUUGGAGCUUGCUAAAGGCAAGAAAGCUUUGGCUACCAUAUGCAAAGCAUUACCCUUGCAAAAUGCAGUGCAUUCCACUUAUAUAACAUUACCUGUACUUAUGUAUAUAUGAAAUACAGAACAAUCGUGUACAGAGGCUGUUAUCUGAAUUAUAUUAAGUCACAUAACUUGUAUAUACAAGGUAUAGAAAGCGAUAAUAUAUUUAUGUUGCCUUAAAUCUAUCCUGAAGUUAUUUUUAAGUAGGUAACGUUACAUGUAGCAAGAGGAAGGCCUUUGUAUGUUUAAAAGCUCAGGGACAUCAUUUAAUCAACAAUGCCUUCAGUGUUUCAUACAUUACUAGUUGGUCAAGAGGUUAUCUUUUACACAGGUGUGUGCGGAAAGUACUCUACUACACACUAUUGUGCUCUACAUGUUCGCCAUGUUCAAGCAAAAAAAUGUUACUUUUAGGCCACACCAAUUUAAUUUCUUGGUUAACGGAUUUUUCUAGAAAAAAGGUGUGAGCGG